ACCUUAUGGUGGUUACCAACAACAACAACCUUAUGGUGGUUAUCAACAACAACAACCUUAUGGUGGUUAUCAACAACCGUACGGUCAACAACAAGAAACUGAGGAAGAUGUCGAAGAAAUUAAAUCUCAAAUUCACAGCGUUAAACAAGAUUCUGUAAACUCGACUUUGAAAUCGUUACAGAUGAUUGAACAAGCUGAACGAGCAGGACAAAAUACUUUAAAUAAACUUGGUGAACAAACUCAUCGUAUAAAUUAUACUGAAACUCAAUUGGAUCUCGCUGAUGCACAUGCUGAGAUAGCAUCCGAACAAGCCAAUAAACUUAAAAAGGUCAACGGUUCUAUGUUUGGUUUUGACGUAAGUAAUCCAUUCACCAAAGGGAAACGCGAAGCUAAGGAAUUAGCACGUGUUCAAGCUAUGCAAGAAGAACAAAGAGCUAGUCGUGAAAAUAUGAGAGUCGGUAAUUGGCAAUCACAACAAAGAAUUAACUCAGCAUUGAAACAAGGCCAGAAUUCAUCUAGUUAUAAGCCUGGAAAGUCCUCACAAGAACAUAGAGGUAGAUUUCAGUUCGAAGCUGAUGAUGAAGAUAAUAGAAUGGAGGACCAAUUGGAUAAUAAUUUAGAUCAAAUUUCAGCCGGGUUAACCAGAUUAAACGGCAUGGCUAUCGCAACUGGCCAGGAAAUAAAGAGCCAAAAUGAAACUUUGGAUAGAAUUUCCGCGAAAACUAAAGAUGUGGAUGAUUCUAUUGUCAAAACAACUUAUUCAUUAAAGAAAAUUAGAUAAUUUAUUUAAUUAUAAUUUUCUUUUUUUAGGUUUUACAGAUUUAUUUAUAAAAAUCUCUUUUUUAUAUAUUUCAUGGAACAUUUUAUCAAUUAUUAUUAAUUAUUAGACUUCUCUUUUGAAAACAUUAUAAAU
Messenger RNA from Rhizophagus irregularis DAOM 181602=DAOM 197198, 913 nucleotides. RefSeq lists its product as uncharacterized. NCBI's taxonomy places the organism in Eukaryota, Fungi, Glomeromycota, Glomeromycetes, Glomerales, Glomeraceae. Gene Ontology annotation, biological process: exocytosis; vesicle fusion. Gene Ontology annotation, molecular function: SNAP receptor activity; syntaxin binding. Gene Ontology annotation, cellular component: plasma membrane; SNARE complex. The record is from RefSeq and is a predicted model, not a curated record.